Molecule: messenger RNA, 603 nt
Organism: Acaulospora colombiana
Lineage: Eukaryota; Fungi; Glomeromycota; Glomeromycetes; Diversisporales; Acaulosporaceae
Source: the annotation of a GenBank genome assembly
AUGAAAACUCAAAUUUCAAAAACUGUGGACAGCGUAGGAACAAUAGAAAUGGAAUCUGGAAUUUCUGACUCUGCAUCGGACUAUAAGGAUUCCCAGAUGGAGAAUGAAUAUGAUGCAGCCACGAAUCGCAAAAAAUGUGAUUCCUCUCUUCCAGAUAUUCUUGCUGUUCUUUCAAUAAUAGUAGUUGUGGAUCCUAAUGCUGGUCAAGAAGAUGCCUAUAACCAAGUUAUAAGCACACAAUUAGGCAAUGAAAUUGGUCUAGGAGGUCUGGUCUCUGCGCUGAUCGCGGUUUCCUCGAUUGGUGCCGUUGGCUCGAUGGUAUGGAGUGGCUCAAGAAUUAUUGCUGCCGCCGCUACCAAAGAUUAUAUUCCUUUUUGCUCUCCAAAAUUACGGAAUUUUCAUAAAAAAUACUAUACCCCAUUUAAUGCCUUGAUCUUUCAAUGGAUUUAUUGCUCUUUUAUUGUUCUUUUUUUCCCCUCAAACAACCCCUACGAUGCUCUCACAAACAUGGCCCAAUAUUCAUCACUUAUAUUCUAUGGUCUGAGUGCGCUUGGACUUUUGAAAAACCGAGAGAACUCUACCUCGUCCAUUCAAGAUGGAUAG